Molecule: messenger RNA, 3221 nt
Organism: Malus domestica (apple)
Lineage: Eukaryota; Viridiplantae; Streptophyta; Magnoliopsida; Rosales; Rosaceae
Product: PH, RCC1 and FYVE domains-containing protein 1
Source: RefSeq, a predicted model, not a curated record
AUGUGCAAAGAUGAAAUCCAAUGUGAUCUUUGGAUUUUAGGGUUGAGGGCUUUAACAUCCCUGCAUCGCCAUCCUAGACCACUUAAUAAUUUGGGGAGUUUCAGACAGGUGCAAAGUUGUCUAAAUAGUCCGGCAGGUCUUUUUAGGAGAAGGCAAACUCUUGGAAUAGUGGAUGAUGACAACGAGUUCUCCCAGGUGAAAAGCGUAUGCGGGAGUCCUACUUUAACACUUUCUGAGAGGUGUAUUUCUGAUGGCAUAUCUUUUUCUUCUGAUAGCUUUUAUUCGUCGGAGUCAGUCCUAUCAAAUAUGCAAAAUGUAAUGGACAUCUCAGUUCCAGAUUCUCCAUAUUUUGGAUCAGAUUAUCUCAAGAGGAGGCGAAUAUAUUCUGAUGCCGACUGUGAGCCUCACAGGUUUGUUUCCUAUGCCUAUGGAACCUCAAGAAUUGAAAAGGACAAUAUUUUGAAAGAUGUCAUGAUCUGGGGUGAAAGUAUUGGAGGGAAUGUAAGUGGAUUGCAAGCAGAUGCUUUACUGCCUAAGUUAUUAGAAUCAACUAUGACAAUGGAUGUACAGAAUAUAUCUUUAGGAGGGAAGCAUGCUGCAGUAGUUACGAAGCAGGGGGAAGUGUUCUGCUGGGGUCACGCUAAUGGGGGAAGACUAGGGCACAAAAUCAAUAUGGAUGUGAGCAACCCUAAACCUGUUGACUCCCUUAAUGGGAUCCAGGUGAAAUCUGUUUCGUGUGGUGAAUAUCAAACAUGCGCUCUGACACAUUCUGGUGAGCUCUAUACAUGGGGAGACACAAGUUGCGGUGCCAGUUUAGAGGCCGAGGAGAAGAGUAUCAGUCAGUGGUUACCGCAUAAACUUUCUGGUCCGUUGAAUAAUAUAAAUGUAUCAUAUGUCGCUUGUGGGGAAUGGCAUACAGCUAUGGUGUCCACUUCUGGGAAUUUAUUUACAUAUGGAGACGGAACCUUUGGGGUACUGGGGCACGGAAAUCUUUAUAGUGUUUAUCAACCAAAGCAAGUUGAAUCUCUCAAGGGUUUAUGGGUAAAAUCUGCUGCAUGCGGAUCAUGGCACAUGGCUGCUGUAGUUGAAAUCAUGGUCGAUUGUCUCAGGUCCAAUUCAAUUGGUGGGAAGUUGUUUACAUGGGGUGAUGCGGAUAGAGGGAGGCUAGGACAUGUGGAUCAUGAGAAGAAGCUUUUACCAACUUGCGUUGGGCAGCUUGUGGAUCAUGAUUUUGUUCAAGUUUGUUGUGGAAGAAUGUUGACUGUUGGGCUUACCAAUAAAGGUGCAGUUUAUACAAUUGGAAGUUCAGUACAUGGGCAGUUAGGGAAUGCUCAAGCCAAGGAUAAAUCAAUCACAUUGGUUGAAGGGAAGCUUAAGGAAGAGUUUGUUAGAGAAAUAGCAUCCGUUUCAUAUCAUAUAGCUGUUUUGACAGCCAGAGGAAAUGUUUAUACCUGGGGAAAGGGGACUAAUGGACAGUUGGGAUUAGGUGAUAUCAACGAUCGUAGCACACCAACUUUUGUGGAGGCUUUGAGAGACAAGCAGGUAGAAAGUGUUGUUUGUGGAUCAAAUUCAACAGCUGCAAUCUGCGUUCACAAAUCUAUUUCUGUCAGCAACCAGUCAGCUUGUUAUCGAUGCAACCUACCUUUUGGGUUUACUAGGAAGAAGCACAACUGCUACAAUUGCGGUCUUCUAUUCUGCCAUUCGUGUAGCAGUAAGAAGGCUAUGGAUUCUUCGCUGGCACCCAAGAAAGGCAAGGCUUUUCGAGUCUGUGAUUCAUGCUUUAGCAAUCUGCAGAAACUUACACAUUCAUGUAGAUCAUUCAAGCAAGAAAAUCAUAGUAGCAUAAAGCUAUUGACCGAAGAAAAGUCAGUCCCAGACAGGAAAGAAGAAAAGGCUGGAGAAACACCUAAGUACGGUCAUCUAUUAUCUAUCAAACAGGCUUGUAACAAGAAACGCCAGUCUGGUGUGAGGACCACCACCAUGAAAAACCAAGAAGGAAACCAGCAGCAUCUAGAACCAGCUUCUUCUUCCUUGAGCGAAGAGCCACGAUGGGGCCAAGUCUCAUGCCCUGAUCUAUUUAAACCGUAUUAUAGAGAAAAUUAUACAGCACUUAACUCUCUGUCAAAAGAUCAUUUAUCUUCUGUCAUCCUAGUGCAUUCAGAAUCCACAAUGUCCGGUGCCAGUAACGCAGAGAAAUGCAUAUCCACGUCAGAUGAGAUGGUUAUUGAAGAAAUACAGCGGCUGACAGUUGAGGCACACAACCUUGAAAGGAAAUGCAAAAUUGGAAGCCAGAAGAUUCAUGAAUGUGAGCAGAAGACUGAGGAAACAUGGUCUCUGGCAAGGGAUGAAGCGGCUACAUGUAAGGCAGCAAAGGAGGUUAUAAAAGCUUUGGCGUUAAGGCUUAAAACUAUUUCAGAAAAGGCGUCUGCUGGAAAGCAACCAAACAAUGGUAUAGAUACAAAACUUCCUCAACUCACGCCACUGAAUACAAAUACAAAACUUCCUGAAGUAGAUAGUGUAUCGGAUUCGCCUGCUGUGUUGUCUGAUACGCCGAAGUCAGAACCCCAUGGUAGAGAAACUAAAUCGGCAAAGCUUGAAUGGGUAGAACAAUUUGAACCUGGAGUGCAUCUCACGCUUGUUGUCUUGCCAAAUGGACAAAAGGGGUUAAAGCGAGUGAAUUUUCGCCGGAAGAAGUUCACUGACAAAGAUGUAGAAAGAUGGUUGGAGGUAAAUCAAGGCUUGAUAUACCAGAAUUAUGGCAUUGAGGGAUAUGAGAACUCUACAGAAGAUUAACCUUUAAGGGCUGAUCUUUAAUUACAUGCCCUUUGCAUUUGGACGUGUAUACAUCUACAGUCAAUUGGCAGGCAGAUUUUUACGUAGAUUAACGUUGCAGGGAAGAAAGUUUUUGUGUUUAUGCAUUGGCUGCAGUCCAUAUGAAGUAUCCUGCAUGUGUAAUCCCCAUGUACAGUUAGUGAAACCCUAGUCUUCAUUGACAAUAUGUGGCACCCUAAAGGAUAAAGCUCUCAUAGCCAAAACAACUGGAACUAAGAGAAAUCUGUAAGUUUUAACUUUAAAUUUCCACAUUGCUGAGUUUUGCAGGGUUCCAUUUUUCAGUAUGUGGUUGGGCCAGUAAAUCUCGGUGCAAAACCAUGGACCCUUGUAAUUGUUGGCAUUUUCUUCUUGGGGCCACGGCCUUCUGUAUGCAUCUAAGAGAUUUUCUA